UCGUCAUGUUUCAUCUUACUCGGGUCCAUUGCGCUGCCUGCAAGUUGCAUUGUCAGCUGAGGUCACUCCAGUUCAGCUCAGAGUCCCGAACAAGAUUCUCAAUGGCAUCCACAAGAGCGCAGUCGAGUGAGGGACAAUCGUUCGUCCUGUAAUGCAGAGCUGUACCGCGAAGCCUGCGUAAACAAUUGUACAACAGACAACACGUUUGUGGUCCUUGACACCGAAAAUGACAGGUGAGUUACAGAACGUGGUGCCGAUUGCCACGAGUGGGCAGUGUAUCCGAACAGACAGCAGCGGGAGCUCCCUUCAAUCCGCCUUGCUGGUUGCACAAGACAGUUGCGGCAGGGUACACCCUGAGGCCACCACCCGCGACAUGCCCUCUCUGAGACGUUUGCGCUACAUUCCCAUUGUGCGGAUGGGGCCCAGUGUGUUGUGAUUCUGCCUCCGCUAUCAACAACGCGAUGCCUGACCAAGGAUCUAUUUGGGGGUGUCUUCGACUGUUAGACAAUUCGACCGAGAAGUUGCCCGUGCUACAGGUUAUGCAGAAUUGGGGACACAGAGCGGUUCAUUGCCCUCGGGCCAAAGAGCUGGCAACAAGCAAGCAAAGGUUGGAAGAUGUGAUGGACUUAUUAUGACUCGGUGAAUUCGACAGUCUCUAAAACAGGAAGCCUCUGACCGUUGUUCUACUAACGAAACUGUGCGAUGAUCAAAUGUCCGCUGUUUAACCAACAUGCGAGUGCAUAUAUCUGAGCCAGAAAGCGAGCGCAUUGAGACGAGUAUUGGUCGUGCAGUAGACGAAGAGCACAAGGUUCGUCUUGACCCCAAUGAUUCCAUGCCUCGUCGGGUUCUCUCCUCUGAGGCUACAUCGGUUGAAGCACUGGUCAAUGAGAGAGAGCUAGCACAAGAUGGUAGGCGAUCAAGUAUCAUACUUGAAGUGGCAAUGGGCUGUGAACCACGGGCACGAGACCUGAACCGCCAUGUGUGGUGUUUUAUCAACCCAGACGAGGCUGAGGCAUUCCCCCAGAGACUGCCUCCCCUCUCCCCUCUCCCCUUUCCCCAAGACAGCCUUGCUUGCCAUGCACUUUGGAAACUCUAGGUGCGGGCAAAAGGGACAAAGGGCAAAGGGGGCCAAAGGCUCAAGGCUCUCAAGGCUGUGUGCCAAGCACGCCGCACCAGCCAGGGUAUUUU
Messenger RNA from Cladophialophora immunda, 1188 nucleotides. RefSeq lists its product as uncharacterized. Bases 731 to 1096 code for a protein of 121 amino acids. The transcript has a single exon. NCBI's taxonomy places the organism in Eukaryota, Fungi, Ascomycota, Eurotiomycetes, Chaetothyriales, Herpotrichiellaceae. The record is from RefSeq and is a predicted model, not a curated record.